AUGGACGUCACCACACGCAUCCGCGACGCGCUGUCAUCCCAAUCUUUCCCCGCGCCAUCGAUCCCCUGGACCACGACCCUAACCUCGCGCGUCCCGACCCCUCCCCUCCCCUCCCUCAUCGCGACUGCCAAAGCCCGCCUCCUCGCCUCGGACCUCACGACCCCGGGCCUCCUCGACCCGGCCACCGCGACGCUCCCCGCCCCGAACGCGUCGACCCCCGAGACGGCGCUCGCCCACGACGUGCCCUGCCAGGUCCUCGACGUCGAGAACCUGACGCUCUCGCGGUGGGAGCAGGUCGAGGAGCUCGAGGCCAUAGCGCGCGGGGAGCAGACGACGGGGCGCAGGGUCAUCAGGGUCGCGCCCGCCGAGGACGACAACGUGCACGAUAACGUCGACGAGGGGACGUCCGGGCGGGCGCAGCCGCAGGCGCAGCAGCGCAAGAACGCGACCCAUCGGCUUGUGCUGCAGGAUUGCAAGGGGCAGAAGGUGUAUGCAAUAGAGCUGAGGCGGGUCGAGAAGAUCGGGAUCGGGAAGACGAGUGCUGGGGAGAAGAUUGUUCUCAAGGCUGGGACGGUGCUUGCGCGAGGCACGGUGCUGCUUGAGCCCGAGAGGUGUGUGAUGCUGGGUGGGAAGAUCGACGCGUGGCAGAAGGCUUGGGUGGAGGGGAGAAUUGCCAGGUUGAAGAAUGCUAUCGGCGGCGAAGGGGCGUAG
Messenger RNA from Colletotrichum karsti, 711 nucleotides. Its product is annotated as RecQ mediated genome instability protein Rmi1. Lineage: Eukaryota; Fungi; Ascomycota; Sordariomycetes; Glomerellales; Glomerellaceae. The record is from RefSeq and is a predicted model, not a curated record. The transcript has a single exon. Bases 1 to 711 code for a protein of 236 amino acids.